AAGCCUUGUUUUACAGACUUUCUCAUGAAAUCAGUGUUUACUGCAACUACUGGAAUUUUUCUUUAAACGCCCAUUUAUAAAUAGCGGGAAAAAAAUAUCAAAAUAUACAGGGUAGGAAAUGAUGUAAAUUAAGAAAUGGAAUAACAUUCCAAACAAUAAUACUUUAAUGUAAUAACCAUAAAUAUUAUAAAAUGAACUGGAUUAGAGCAGAAACAUUUUUGGGGAAUGAGCUAAUUGCAUAUGCAUGUACAUGUAUGUGUCAACAAAUGACUAAUGGGAAUCCCCACCCUUCUUGCAUCCACUCACAGCCACAUGUAGCGGCAUGAUUGGUCCAUAUAUCUGUUUUAACUGAGCUAUAAGUAAAAUAUUUCAUGGAUGGAGUGUAAUCAAAGUCACUCACGCCUUCUCUUUGAACUGACAAAUUCAUGCCAGUGAAGUUCAUUGUAAGUUUCUAGACUACAUCUUGGACAAUCCUGUGUGCAAACAGCAUUUCCAGUAACAACUUGACGACACCAAUACGGAACGACAAGGUGUCAUCCAACAUCAUCAAGGCACCACUCCUCCCAAUAUCUCUAGCCAUAAGAUGACUACUUUUAUCAUAUUUGGAAUGCUAAUAGGAAUAAGUGUCUGUAAUGCUACAAUAAUGUAUGCACGAGAGGGAGAAAUGAUGCUGCUAGAGUUUGUAUACCCAUGUAACAGUACAAGAAUCACAUUACAAUAUGGGAAUAGGGCUCCGUGCUACAGCUCCGCAGAACCAAAACAUAUGUCAAUGCCACCCAACCAGAGACUUGCAUUUGAGAAUGAUAGUCAGGUAUGUUCGGUUCAAUGGACAAUCGAUCCAGUUUUAAGAGAUGAUGCAGGCACCUACAUCUUGACAGCAUACAAGAAUGGCAUCAUGCUACCUGACUAUCCAAGAAUCGGGUUACGUGUUGAAUAUCCUCCUGGGAGAGCUACAUGUCAGCUGAGUGAUUAUCAUCACGAUGCGGAAUGGUUAUCGCUGCGAUGUACUGCUCCGCGAGGGACUCUGCCUGGACAUAUUCUUUGUUAUCAGAAUGGCCUAAGACUACCAACAUACACUCAUCUACAACAAACUGAUAGGACUAUCACACAGACUAUACUAGCAAGAUCUGCCAAUAUGAAUGUAUUUUGCUGCUCUACUUUGCUUCAGGAAAGUAAAGACAAGUGUGAAUGCAAAGACUUUGGUUGGGAUCCAAGUAAUAAGACUACAUUAACUGAAAUCAGUCCAUGCCCUAUUCCAGCAACUGUACAGACUUCUGAACCAAUGUCAUCUGUUUCCCCGACUCAAGACAUUCAAAUAGAUUACUUUACAAUGCCAACAAAAAUCCCUGAUAUAUCAAAGUGCCAAUGCAAUACUGAUCAUGUCACCUUACGAAAUUCAAUAAGCACCGUGAUUAGUUUGGCUAUUACUUUAAUAAUAAUAAUAAUAAUCCAUAUUAUGUUAAGUGCGAGGCACAUCUUAAAAACUGGGAAAAUUGAGAAGCGUCUUGAAAACUUUGGUGAUUUCAAUAAAACUGAUACACUACAAAGGUUGAGAACAUUGCUGGUGGAAUCUGAAUAAAAUAACAAGAAAACUAUUUGGAAAAGGUUAUAUGUACAAAUAGUUGAAUUUACCAAAAACCAUGGAUCAAGAUGGCCCAAAUUCACCAUAGAGUUUGAAUACCUUCCUGGUUUUAAUCACCUAUUUUUGUUUUUAUUUUUAAGCCUGUGAGCACAAUCAAUGCAAUAUUCUAUACAGUACAUACAGUUAUAAACACAUUCUUUGGUAAUUGUACCCUUCUUUUAAUUGAAGGAUUGUCCCCACCCUCUUGUUUAAAUCUCUUUUGUGAAUUUUGAUUAAAUUAAAUCUGGAUUGGGUUGGAGUAUGUUAAUUGCCGAACGGUACAAUUCAUAUUGUGGAACAGCUAAUCAAAAGAAGAAAAAAAGCAACAGUAAAAGAGGCAAAGAAACUAUGUACACCUUUACAAAAAACAUAGUAGGGUUGUACACAUACUGAAAAUUAGCGAGUGCAAUAUUCCUUCAUGGUCCAUGCUAUGGCAGGUGCUAUUUUCUUUACUGCAUUUUUGUACAUAUACAUGUAUGCUGCAUUUAUUUAUAUUAGAUGGCUUUUUAAAAACAAUAUACAUGUACAUAUCAUGCAUGCAUCAGAACCUCCUUUUUUAAAGUCCAUACUUAUAUUAAUGGAAUGAAUGAAUAUUUUUCAUCUAAAUCAAAAAGUUGAUUGUCAAGCUAUCGAAUAGCUGUAAAUCUUAUGGCAUUAAGUAUACAACACCCAACUGGUGCAAUGAAUUAGGAAAAUUUCUGGUUUAAUUGCAUAAUUUCAAAUGGGUGAGUGCCUUUGUUAUGUCUGUACUUAUCAUGCACCAGAUUGGCAACAAGUAAAUAACUGCAAAAUCAUUUACUCUAUUUCAUGUUUAUUUUAUUUUGUAAAUACAUGUAGAGUGUGCCGUGAUAGCUGUAAGCAUGCAGCUUUGAAAUUAAGAAUAUGUGUGAAGGAGUAUUUAUAGGGCUGUAUUGAUCAUGGGAACCCGGAAGGAUGAAUUCCUUGCAUGCACUGUGCGCCAGUGAUGGUAACUCGAUCUAAAACAGGGGUAAUAGCAAAAAGUGCUAUAUAAAUCUAAUUAUUAUACAAAUAAUGCAUGCAGCCGAGUGCGUUCGUGAAAAUGCAGAGCACGCGAGGUUUCUUUAAAAAAAAGGUGCCACACUGUGCACAAGCCGCUGGCAGCGAGUGCCCAGUGUGCACCAUCUGAAGAAACCGAGAUUUCUCUGCAUUUUACUUUUACGCACAACAGAGCGAGUGCAUUAUCUGUUUUAUAAAAUAGCGACACAGAAACCAAUUCUUAAAAAGUUACGGUACAGUUUUGUUGGACUCCUACCGUACUGGUAUGCUUGAGCAUGCAAUGUCAAUGUUCGUUAAGCACCUUUCGUACUGCCAUGCAUCGCAAACAAAAAGUUGGAUGUCAUGCGACGCGUAUUGGCCAAUCGCGAUGCUUGAAAUAAUACACCUAUUUAUAAUAUCAUUUAUUAUUGUUAUCCCUUUUGUUUAGGUUAUGGUGUCAUGGAGGCAAGGUUGGCGUGUUUUCUAAUGCUGU
Lytechinus variegatus (green sea urchin) is the source of this 3110-nucleotide messenger RNA. RefSeq lists its product as uncharacterized. The record is from RefSeq and is a predicted model, not a curated record. NCBI's taxonomy places the organism in Eukaryota, Metazoa, Echinodermata, Echinoidea, Temnopleuroida, Toxopneustidae. The transcript is spliced from 2 exons. The coding region runs from base 584 to 1579 and encodes 331 amino acids.